Scheffersomyces coipomensis is the source of this 569-nucleotide messenger RNA. It is a transcript of the gene PGA53, whose product is annotated as Pga53p. NCBI's taxonomy places the organism in Eukaryota, Fungi, Ascomycota, Pichiomycetes, Serinales, Debaryomycetaceae. Bases 84 to 479 code for a protein of 131 amino acids. The record is from RefSeq and is a predicted model, not a curated record. The transcript has a single exon.
CUUUUGUUAUUUGAUUUGUGAUUUUUAUAAUCUUCCUUUAAUUUUCGAUUUUUUCAAGUAUCAAUUAUAUUAUUAUAGUAAAUAUGAAGACCCAAACUUUUAUUACUUUAGCUUUUGCUACUUCUGCUUUAGCCAAUGUCAUUGAUAGAUUCAAUGUUAAUCAAGAUGAUAUUAUCAUUGGUAAUGAUUUCCAAGGAUUUGAAGUUCUUAACCUUAAAGAGAAUGAUGAACAAAUCUUAAAGAAAACCACUGCUGAAGAAUCCUCCACUACUACUCAUAAGAAAGAAGCUGCUACUUCAACUGUUGAAAGUUCUACUACUAAGACUCAUAAAAAAGAAGCUUCUUCAACUUCAUCUUCAGGUAAGAAGCAUAAAUCUGAAACUCAUUCCAUCACCAAAACUAAUGAUGGUAUGCAACUCGAUGGUGCUGGUGCCUUUAUUGCAGGUCCAAUUGCUAUUAUUGCUGGAUUACUUCUUUAAGCAAGGAUUGGUUUUAUAAAUUUAGUUUGUAAUUAUGGUCUAUAACGUUUAAUAUUUAAAAUAAUAUACAGAAAAAGCUUGUUUUACUGU